AUGAUCUCCCAGAGCCGGCUGCAAACAGCCACCUACUUGCUAGCGGUUUGUCCAUUCUCCAUCGCCUUCUUGGUGUUUAUGAACUCGGCGGUAUCCUUUGUUGUCACGGAUCUUAUUAAGCUUGAGCACGGUCAUGGCAAUGCGGUUGGAACUCUGGGUUUCGCAGAUGAGCUGCUAGCUCUGGUUGCUUGCCCUCUAUGGGGUUUGAUAUCAGAUCGCAUCGGAGCAAGAUAUGUUUCGACAAUUGGCUACUUUAUUGUCGCCAUCUCUCUGGUUUUAUUCGUGCAAGCCAGGAAUGUCUACCCCCAGCUCUUGCUAGGAAGGCUUUUAUUCUGCCUUGGCGGCUCAGCAGUAGCAACUAUGGUGACCGCGUUACUUCCGGCCAUCACCGCUAAUCAUGAUAUCUCCAAAUGUCCCGCGCCUGGUGUUGCUGUUACUCCUCUAGUUUCGUCUCCCAAUUCCACAAACGUAAGUUGUGGUUCGCCCGGGACUGGUGAGGCUUCUCGUGUACGCUCAGGAAGCUCCGCACCCCGGCUAGCUGGGUAUGUCGGUAUGUUCACCGGCUGUGGCGCUCUUGUUGCUCUUCUCCUGUUCCUUCCUCUCCCUGUACGUUUCCAGAAAGCCGGUUACUCUCCUGCGCAAGCAAUUAAGUUUAGCUUUUACAUCGUGGGGAUAGUAGCUCUUGUUAUAUCCGUUGUGUGCUUUUUCGGACUGCGUGGCCUACAGGGCGAUGAAGGGAAGUCUCUCAAGUCUCUCCUCGGGUUUAUUGAGAGAGGCAAAACCUCGGAGGCUGAUGAGCGGCUUCAUGCGAGCUCGGGGAAAUCCGCCAAUACCUCUCCGCGUUCCUAUUUAGCCCAGCUUGUUGUUGCUUUGAAAGCUGGAUUGACUAACUACAAUAUCGGAUUGGCCUAUGUCGGUGGAUUUGUCGCACGAUCAUCGUCUGUCGGCAUAUCCCUGUUUAUUCCGCUCUAUGUUAAUGAGUACUACCGACGCUCCGGACUUUGUCACGAAACUGGCACAUCGUCUAGAGUUCAUCUUCUCAGCUCUAGCCCUGGGGAUAUCAAAAAGUCCUGCCCACGAGCAUACGUUAUUGCAUCGAUCUUAACCGGGGUUUCGCAAUUAGUAGCCUUAUUAUGUGCACCAUUAUUUGGCUACUUGUCUGAUAAAUCCCGUCGAUAUAACUUCCCAUUGCUAGUUGGAGCUCUUUUGGGGUUCUUAGCCUAUGUGAUAUUGGGAUUGUUACCGGGCCCACGAAUCACUAGUGCGGCAAUAUUCGUCGACAUGGCCUUUAUCGGUAUCAGCCAAAUUUCUGCAAUUGUGUGCAGUCUGGCUAUCUUGAGCAGCGGUAUCAAUGGCAUUCUUCCUGGGGCGGAUAACAUCCAGCAUGAAACACCAGCUGAAAUACCAGCCGAUAUGCCACGAGAUAGGGCAACUGCAGAUAAUGGCAACCGGUCGCUUGAAACCAUCAACGAGUCAACUCCUCUAGUGUCACGCAAUAUGCACACAACUUCUCUGCCACAAAGUUUUAUCCAUGUCAAAGGUUCUAUCGCUGGCAUGUACUCUCUUUGGGGAGGUGCCGGUAUUCUCAUCCUUACCAAGGUUGGCGGCAUACUGUUUGAUAGAUUAUCACCACACUCCCCAUUCUAUAUCCUUGCAGGUUUCAAUGGACUGCUUCUUAUUAUCGGGUUGAUACUCGGUGUCAAACAGCACUGGAGCUCAAGACGAGGAAGUGAUGUCGUUAUCAAAUGA
Messenger RNA from Nannizzia gypsea CBS 118893, 1749 nucleotides. RefSeq lists its product as hypothetical. Bases 1 to 1749 code for a protein of 582 amino acids. The transcript has 2 exons. Lineage: Eukaryota; Fungi; Ascomycota; Eurotiomycetes; Onygenales; Arthrodermataceae. Gene Ontology annotation, molecular function: transmembrane transporter activity. Gene Ontology annotation, biological process: transmembrane transport. The record is from RefSeq and is a predicted model, not a curated record.